This is a messenger RNA of Penicillium olsonii, 1578 nucleotides long. The record is from the annotation of a GenBank genome assembly. NCBI's taxonomy places the organism in Eukaryota, Fungi, Ascomycota, Eurotiomycetes, Eurotiales, Aspergillaceae.
AUGAACAUGAACGUGAACAAAGACCUCAAAGUGGAUCCUGACUCCACUGUGGAGAAGGACGUUGCACUCGGCACAACUCACGAUAUCGGCGCCGACUUGUACCUCGAGGCAGAGCAACUGUCCCCAGAGGAGCUGGCGGCCGAAGGGCCCAAGGUACUCCGCAUCAUUGACUGGAGAAUCAUGCCCAUGGUGAGGUGCUCUGACUCAGUCUAUGGUCGAUCCCUCAUUGAUCUCGCUCCAGCUGUAUGUCACCUAUACAAAUUGUCACUCAACUAUGCGUCUGCGUAUUCCCUCAUCCCGGACCUUGGCCUCGAAGGUCAACGGUACUCAUGGGUUGCUGCUAUUUUCAACUUCGGCUAUCUAUUCUGGGCUCUACCAGCCAGUCUAUUGAUCCAGAGAUUGCCAAUUGCCAAGUACAUGGGCGGGAUGCUUUUGCUCUGGAGUGUACUUGUCAUCGCACAUAUCGGGGCAACAAACUAUGGAGGAAUCUUGGUAUUGAGAUUCCUACUGGGCAUGGCGGAAGCUGGAGUCAGUCCCUGCAUGAUGAACCUCACAGCAAUGUUCUAUAAGCGGUCCGAACAGCCAAUUCGCAUGGCGAUUUGGCUGAGCGCCAACGGAAUGGCCACUAUGGUCGGUGCCCUCUUAGGAUUUGGCCUCGGUCAUACGCACAACACCUCUCUCCACAGCUGGCAAUUGAUUUUCUUGACGAUUGGUCUUCUCAACUUCGUCUCUGGAUGCUUUUUCCUAUGGCUCAUGCCCGACUCGCCCAGCUCUGCACGCUUCCUGACCCACCGACAGCGCGUCAUAGCCGUUCAACGAGUCGCUGAAAACAUGAUUGGUGUGAAGACUCGGGAGAUCAAACCCAGACAAGCUCUCGAGAAUCUUUGGGACAUCAAGGUCCUGUGCUGCGCCGGAAUUGGAAUCGCAUGCGGUGUUAUAAACGGCGGUGUUUCCAACUUUGCAUCUUCACUCAUCAAAGGAUUUGGAUUUGAUGGGAUUUAUGCUACGCUGCUGCAACUUCCCACUGGCGCCAUUGAAGCCCUUGUUGUUCCGAUCUGCGGUCUUGUCGCUACAUACAUCAAAGACUCGCGCUGUAUCGUCCUCGCAAUUGUCUGCCUCAUUCCCUUUGGCGGUCUCCUGGGUAUUCGCUUCACAGAUCUAGAUCACCGCUGGACCUUGGUUGGAUGUACCUGGUUGCAGUACAUCAUCGGUGCACCGGUUAUUGUCUCGUGGAACUUACUCGCCACCAACGUUGGCGGCCACACGAAGCGCGCUGUGGCGAAUGGAAUGUGGUUCACGCUUUACGCUGCUGGUAAUGUGGCGGGAGCCAAUAUAUUCUUCUCGCGAGAAGCUCCUCGCUAUUACUCGGCUUUGGCGGGGCUUUUGAUAUGCUAUGCCGGUAUCAUUGUCUUGUCCGCUGUGGCGUAUAUUGCUAUGAAAUGGGAGAAUAACAGGAGAGAUGCGGCAGCUAGGGAGAGUGGUGACGUUGCACCGGAAGAUAUUUCUGCUCAAGCUAUCCUGGACGGCUUUAACGAUAUGACUGAUAUGGAGUCUAAGCAUUUUAGAUAUGCUCUUUGA